CAGCAUUAGCACAGUCGGACGUGACUGAGUGAGACAUUGCUAGCUCUGCGAUCUUAACACUAGUGCAUUGUGUUUGCCAAGAUCUCAACGUUUCCGUCUUUGUCUCCGCCACCACCUCCGCACUAGUAUAUAAAGAACCCCUUUCUCAAGUUUCACCUCUUCCUGCGCCAUUCCUCUCACAUUCCUCAUGGACAAUAUACAACUCAAGACUGAUACCCGAUUCACCUACUCCUAUAGGCUAUACUGCUCUCCAGGAAAGGAGUCAGACCCUCUCCAACUUCUGGUUGCAGUGCAUGGUAACGAACGCGACGCCAAGGGUUUAUUGGAAGGUUACGAGCAAAAUGCCAACCACCUAGCGCCUGGUAACUAUGCUAUGCUUUCCCCACUGUUUCCUGCUGGCAUCCUAGGAGAUGGUUGGGAGCAAGGUUACAAGUUUUUACACGAGAAAGAUAUUCGAUAUGACACUCUUUUAUUUGACAUGAUCCACCAACUCUGUCAUCAUGAUUUACAUCUUCAGCAAGACAUACCAACUUUCCUACUCCACGGUUAUUCUGGAGGCGGUCAGUUUGUACAUCGGCUUUUCUAUUUGCACCCGGAACGGAUAACUGCACUUUUCGUUGGCGCUCCUGGUGCUAUUACAGUGAUCAGCGAUGAGCAUCAUUGGUGGUACGGAACCCGAGGCAUGAAGAAAGCAUUUGAUCUCCACGGCGGCUUGGACCUAAAUGCUAUGAAAAAGGUUCCUGUAAUGAUGUUGGUUGGUGACAAAGAUACAAAUGAUAUGGUCUAUAGCAAAAAAGCCACAGAGAAAUUCCUUGCUACCUCUAGUCAAGAAGCUUUAGACGCCAUCAUGGGCAGAAAUCGUUUAGAACGAAUGCACAUCUUAUAUAACAACUGGAAGCAAGCUGGUCUUAACGUACAGCUACAGGUUAUUCCUGGCCUUGGCCACAAUGGUGCUCGAGUGGUUCCCAAUGCAGCUGCAUUUUUUGCUUCUUUAGCGUAACUUUUCAAACAGCCAUAGCAUAGCAGCAUAUAAACGGGUUGUUCCAUUCUCGAUAGAAAUAUGUAGCUCAUUUUUUGAGAUAUACAGGAAACAUACGAUGUAAUGCAUCUCAAUAAAUACAGUACUUACAGGUUCACUGGUGAUGUUCGAAUA
This is a messenger RNA of Umbelopsis ramanniana AG, 1153 nucleotides long. RefSeq lists its product as uncharacterized. The transcript has a single exon. The coding region runs from base 188 to 1000 and encodes 270 amino acids. NCBI's taxonomy places the organism in Eukaryota, Fungi, Mucoromycota, Umbelopsidomycetes, Umbelopsidales, Umbelopsidaceae. The record is from RefSeq and is a predicted model, not a curated record.